AUGUCCAAGACAAGAUACUAUUUAGAACAGUCAGUUCCAGAAUUAGAAGACCUUCAGAAGAAAGGUUUAUUUGAAAAAAAUGAAAUAACAAUGAUUAUGAGAAGAAGAACCGAUUUUGAACAUCGAUUAAAUUCAAGAGGUUCAAAAUCAAGAGAUUAUUUAAAAUAUGUUGAAUUUGAAAUGAAUUUAGAAAAACUACGUAAGAAAAGAUAUAAUAGAUUGAAUUCAGUUGGAUUAAUCAAUACAAAACCUUCUAUAUCAGAUUGGGCCUCAGAAAGAAGAAUAUUAUUUAUAUUUGAUCGUUCAAUUAAAAAAUUCCCAAAUGAUUUUAAACUAUGGGAUAAUUAUUUACAAUUUGCCAAGGGCCAAAAAUUGUACAAGAAGAUUUACAAGAUUUAUAAUCAAUUAUUACAAUUACAUCCAACUUCAAUAAAAUCUUGGAUUAAUGCAGCAGAAUUUGAAUUUGAAAAUAUUGGUUCUGCAAAGAAUGCAAGAAUUUUAUUUCAAAAAGGUUUAAGAUUUAAUAAAGAUUCCAAAAAAUUAUGGUUAAGUUAUACAAUUUUUGAAUUAUCAUAUAUUACGAAAUUAUUAAAUAGAAGAAAAUUAUUAGGUUUAGUCACUGAAAAGCAACAAUUGGAACAUGAACAUUCAGAAUUGGUUGCACAGGAUGAAGAUGAUGAUUUGAUUAAAUUACCAACUGUUUCAAAUGAAGAAUUGAAGAGUGAAUUGAACAAUUUACCAGAUGCUGAUUUAAACAUGUUGGGUAACCCUGAAACUAAUCCUGCAUUGAAAGGUGAUGUUGCAUUAACUAUAUUUGAUGUUUGUAUCAAUACAUUAUUUGGUUUGAAAAAAUCUACAAUUCAAUCAGAAUUUGAAUUUAAAUAUGAAUUAAGUGUUGAAUUCUUAUCAAUUUUUAAAAAAUUUAAAGAUUUGAAUAGAUUUUAUCUAAGUUCACAUAUUAUUCAAUAUUUAUUAUCACAAUUCCCAAAUUCAAAUAAAGUAAUUAUUCUUGAUAUCGUGGCACAAUUAGAAUUUGAAGAAAUUGGUAAUGAAUCAUUUAUAAAUUCUUUACAAUCUGCUACAAUGAAAUAUUUAGCAUAUAAAGAAAAAUUCAAUAAUGAUAAUGAUAAAUCAGAAUUGAAAACAAGUUAUUCAUCAUAUUUAUUAACAAAUUUCCUACAAAGUGAUGAUAAAACUGAUGAACAAACUAGACAAAUUUUACAUUCAAUUAUCAAAAAAUUAUAA
This is a messenger RNA of Hansenula anomala, 1245 nucleotides long. RefSeq names its product snoRNA-binding rRNA-processing protein UTP6 (gene UTP6). The coding region runs from base 1 to 1245 and encodes 414 amino acids. Gene Ontology annotation, molecular function: protein binding; snoRNA binding. The transcript has a single exon. Gene Ontology annotation, biological process: maturation of SSU-rRNA from tricistronic rRNA transcript (SSU-rRNA, 5.8S rRNA, LSU-rRNA). Gene Ontology annotation, cellular component: small-subunit processome; Pwp2p-containing subcomplex of 90S preribosome. The record is from RefSeq and is a predicted model, not a curated record. NCBI's taxonomy places the organism in Eukaryota, Fungi, Ascomycota, Saccharomycetes, Phaffomycetales, Wickerhamomycetaceae.